AUGGAUAAUGCAGAUUGUACAAACUUAGGCAAUCAACCAACAUAUGAUUCGAAAGACUUAAAAGGUGAAGAAGAGCAGUUCGAGCAUUCUGAGCAUUCUCAUCAUAAUGAGGAGGCGAUUGAAGAUGUAAUUCUUGGAAAAGAGUUUCUGGAUGUUAAGAGUGCAAAGAAGUAUUAUAUGAAUUAUGGUGGCAAAAAUGGCUUCAAUGUGAAGAUAAGAAACAGUAGAAAAAACAGUGAGAAUUUUGUGACAUGGGUACAUUAUGCUUGUUCAAAAGAAGGUUUUCGUGAUGAAAAGCAGCAUACAAAUGCAUCUUAUUCUCAACCAGUUUCCAGAUGUGGUUGUGAAGCGCAUAUGAUUAUCCUAUUGCAAAAAAAUGGAAAUUUCAAGGUUGUCUCAUUUCAGAAAAGUCAUAAUCGUGCUUUGGUUGCUACUCCUAUGAAGUAUAUGUUGAAGGUCAAUAGAAGUAUAUCAAAGGCACAAAAGGCACAUGCAGAUGAUGCUGAAUAUUCUGGGUUCUCCAUGAAAUCCACUGUGGAUCUGAUGAGUAGAGAAGUAGGAGGGCCAGAGAAUCUUGGAUUUACAAAGAAUGAUUACAUGAAUUACAUACAUAGAAAACGAAUGUCUAAAAUGGAAAAAGGAGAUGCAAGUGCUAUAUUGCAGUACUUUCAAAAGAUGCAAUUUGAGAAUUCGUCAUAUUUUUAUUCAAUUCAACUUGACGAGGAUGACAUGAUCACAAACAUAUUUUGGGCAGAUGCUCGAUCGAUAAAUGAUUAUGGUCAAUUUGGAGAUGUGUUUUGUUUUGAUAUGAUGUACCGAACAAAUGAAUAUGACCAACCCUUUGCACCGUUUGUUAGGGUUAAUUAUCAUAAGCAAACAACAUUGUUUGGCGCAGCUUUGUUAUAUGAUGAGACAAUUGAAUCUUUCAAGUGGUUAUUUAUGAGGUAA
Messenger RNA from Fragaria vesca subsp. vesca, 948 nucleotides. Its product is annotated as protein FAR1-RELATED SEQUENCE 5-like. The transcript has a single exon. Lineage: Eukaryota; Viridiplantae; Streptophyta; Magnoliopsida; Rosales; Rosaceae. The record is from RefSeq and is a predicted model, not a curated record. The coding region runs from base 1 to 948 and encodes 315 amino acids.